This is a messenger RNA of Clonostachys solani, 912 nucleotides long. The record is from the annotation of a GenBank genome assembly. Lineage: Eukaryota; Fungi; Ascomycota; Sordariomycetes; Hypocreales; Bionectriaceae.
AUGGCGCUCGUGCAUCUAGAAUCUAAGAAAGGCUUGGCUUUGGUUGGGCAGCUUGAGGAUUCCGACAUUAAGCUUCUUACGUCCGAAAAAUCACCAAUCUCAUGGUACUACAAUUGGUCACCUACCCCGUCCAAUAUUAUUGGAAAUUCGACCCUUUUCAUUCCGCUUAUACAUAGCCUUGAGACCCUGGGCGAGAGAGAUAUUUGGUCUUCACUCGACGGCUUGCCAUCUUCCUCGCAAUACAUGUUAACGUUCAACGAGCCCGACGAAGCGGAGGAGAAUGGUGGGAGCUACAUCUCCCCAGAGGACGCGGCAAAAGCAUAUAUCGAGGAUAUUGUCCCCCAUCGCAACUCAUCACGGAGCUGGCAGAUAAGCCAUCCGGUAGUGACAGGUUCGGAGCGCGGCCUCAACUGGUUGCGAGAUUUCAACGAAUCUUGUUAUGAGAUAGACCCAGGGAACGGCUGUCCCGCUGAUUUUAUUGCCGUGCAUUGGUUUGGUGAUUUUACUGGCUUAGCCUCAUGGUUGGGCACCCUGCGAGGGUUCUACAAUUCAAGCGAAUUUCUAAAUACUUCAAUACUGAUUACCGAAAUGGCGCUGCCGCAGGGAGUGGAGGAUGAUAAUAUCUCAAUGCUCGAACAGGCCAUGAGUUACCUCGACGGGUUGGAUUACAUCGCUGGCUACUCAUGGUUUGGCGCAUUUCGGAAGAAGAACGCCAAUGAGUGGACUGGGGAUGGAGUUAGUCUGUUGGAAAAUAAUGGUGAUUUAACUGGCCUUGGCGAGAAAUAUCUCGGGGGUGAUACGAGCGAUUUCAAGACAGAGGAUGACAGUGACAGUGGUAGCUAUGUGCUCCAGGCUCGCCGGUCUACCAUUUUGUUAUCUCUAGCCUUGGUCCUGGGCGUCAUGAAUAUAUAG